AUGCCACCCCUGAAUAGUCGUGCGACGCGCGAACUUGUAAAGCGACGCCGUGUCAUUCCCGGUCCUCGAUCGCUGCACCGAGGCAUUCAUUUUCAUGAGAACGAAAAGUUUGUUGCGGCGUACAAGAAAAACAGCGGGGCCAAGCGACAGGACCACCGCGAUCUCCUUGUGCACCAUCAGAAAAUCAACGAAGAGCUGCAGGAUAUCUACACCCGUACUGCCGCCCUGCACGCCGAGAACGCCACGAUGGAGGAACGCAUUGAGGAGUCGUGGCGACAGUUUGAGCGCAUUGGCGGAAAAAGACCAGCAAGUGCCGUCUCUGCGUUAUCUCGUGGUAGCAACAAAAGUGACGGCGCACCGCUUCGCACGUACGAUCACCUACGGAACAAUAAAACGGGUCUGGGGUUUGCAGAUCGUCUGCGGCAGGUCUCGCAGGAGAAGAAGGAAUUGCGUGAUCGGUCGCAGUGGGAGCGUGAGACCCGCGGGGAGGCGGUGGACUACUCCAAGGGCAGCGCCCUUCAUGCGGCGAAGGACAAGCGCAUCGCUUUAUUCCAGCGCAGACAACUCAAACGCGAACAUCUCCUGCGGCGCAUGGGCGAUCCGACGCCGCUGAAGCAGUCGGGCCGCUAUGACAUUAACAGCGGCACCCUGCGUGUGUUUAACAAGACGAUCCGUAGGGUGCAGCGGGAUGUGCGGCAUGAUGAGCGAACACAACAGGUGAAGGAGCGCAGGAAGGGAGCACACAGCAUGUGGGAUGUGCGCGGCGGGGAUGAGAACCCGAAUCGCCCGUCGCAAGGCAUUUUGCGGUACACGAGAGAGUUUGAGUUGGGCCCGCGGCAGCGCGGUAAAAAAGGCAGGCGGGGUAAGUGA
Molecule: messenger RNA, 870 nt
Organism: Trypanosoma cruzi
Lineage: Eukaryota; Euglenozoa; Kinetoplastea; Trypanosomatida; Trypanosomatidae
Exons: 1
Coding region: 1-870 (289 amino acids)
Source: RefSeq, a predicted model, not a curated record